Messenger RNA from Arabidopsis lyrata subsp. lyrata, 1897 nucleotides. RefSeq names its product NAC domain-containing protein 91. Gene Ontology annotation, biological process: regulation of DNA-templated transcription. Gene Ontology annotation, molecular function: DNA binding. The record is from RefSeq and is a predicted model, not a curated record. The coding region runs from base 219 to 1604 and encodes 461 amino acids. Lineage: Eukaryota; Viridiplantae; Streptophyta; Magnoliopsida; Brassicales; Brassicaceae. The transcript is spliced from 5 exons.
GCCGCUUUUUCAUAUCUUUGAUGAUAAACUCUCUUUUGUCUGACCAAAUCGUGUCACAUCUCCUUCUUCACCACUUUACCAAAUCGUGUCCAAUUUUUUCGUAUUUGAUCAAAUUCUAGAAUCUGAGGUCUUCUCGAUACCUUUGAAUCACAUCUUUGAUCCAAAUCGAAUUUUGUGUUUUGCUUCUCCUCUCGAAUUCUCAAAGUCUCACACCACCUAUGAAAGAAGACAUGGAAGUAUUAUCGCUCGCUUCACUACCGGUAGGGUUCAGAUUUAGUCCAACAGACGAAGAGUUAGUUCGUUACUAUCUCCGACUCAAGAUCAACGGUCACGAUGACGACGUCAGAGUAAUCCGUGAGAUCGAUAUCUGCAAAUGGGAGCCUUGGGAUUUACCUGAUUUUUCUGUUGUGAAGACAACAGACGCAGAGUGGCUCUUCUUUUGUCCAUUAGACCGCAAGUAUCCGAGUGGAAGUAGGAUGAAUCGAGCUACUGUGGCUGGUUACUGGAAGGCGACGGGAAAAGAUCGUAAGAUCAAAUCAGGAAAGACUAAGAUUAUAGGUGUUAAGAGGACUCUAGUCUUCUAUACAGGUCGUGCUCCUAAAGGGACACGAACUUGUUGGAUUAUGCAUGAGUACCGCGCUACCGAGAAGGAUCUUGAUGGAACAAAGUCUGGCCAGAAUCCAUUUGUUGUUUGUAAGUUGUUUAAGAAGCAAGAUAUUGUGAAUGGAGCUGCGUUAGAAGAGUCGAAGUCAUGUGAAGUUGAACCAGCGGUCUCGUCUCCAACUGUUGUGGAUGAGAUGAAAUCUGAGGUUGAAAUGUCUGAGGUAUCUCCGGUUAUAGAAGACACAAAGCCUUGUGACGUCGCUGAAUCUUCUCUUGUAGUCUCCAGUGAAUGUCGUAGCGAAAACUCUGCCCCUGAGGUUACAACCACCGGGCUUGACGAUAUCGAUUGGCUCUCAUUUAUGGAGUUUGAUUCCGUGAAUCAGAAUCUGUUCUCUCCGUUGCCCUCUCAGGUGCAAUCUGAGCUUUGUUCCUCUUUCAAUGGUUUUCAAUCUGGAACAAGCCAACUGUUCAAUGAGGAUCACAUUCAGACUCAGUAUGGUACAAAUGAUGCCGAUGAAUAUAUGUCCAAGUUCUUGGAUUCUCUUCUUGAGAUACCCUAUGAGCUCCCAGGGAGGAAAGAGUUCGUGCAACAGACGCCAGAACAGAUCCCAUACGAGCCACAGAAUCUUACCACAUGCAACAAGAUCAAUGAUGUAACUGAGACAGGAAUUAAGAUUAGAGCUCGACGAGCACAAGCAUCGGGUUGUGCUGAGCAGUUUGUAAUGCAGGGCGAUGCCUCAAGAAGGUUGCGUCUUCAGGUUAACCGUAACAGCCACAAGUCAGAAACCGACAGUACACAACUCCUAUGUAUCAAGAAAGAGGUUAAGGACACAACAACGGAAACUAUAGCGAAAGGAUGUGGAAAUUUCACCAGAUCAAAGAGCAGGACUAGUGUCAUAUUCAGGAAAAUUGCAGCUAUGGGAUGUUCAUACAGAGGGCUUUUCAGAGCAGGCGUGGUAGCGGCUGUGUUUGUGAUGUCGGUUUGCAGUCUGGUCGCAUAAAUCCGCUGGAUGUGAUGUUUGUUCGACCCUUGGUAUGGUGAGGAUAAAGAAAGUGGUUUUCACUUGGAUUUGUGUGUAUAAUAGGGGUCUUGGCCUGGUUCUGCGUCUGUUGUUGUUUUUGUUGGCUUAGCUUAAUUAAGGCCGGUUUAGGAGUGUAGUAGACUUGUAGUUAUUAACAUGUAACGAUUACAGAGGGUAAUGUUUAGAAUUUUAUGCCUGACCACAUGUAUCUUGAGAUUGCAUUGUGGCCAGUACCGAAUUUUAAUGUGAAUCGUUUUCGACGUUUUCUGCUC